GAUGAUAGCGUUAUAUAUAAGAUGUGCACAGCUUCCUUAGCGUAGUACGUUUUGUAAAUUGUAGGACUUCGCUAGUGAUAUACACAAUAAAUACGAUGGGGAAAGUUCUGAUCCUUGUUCUUGCAUUAGUUGCCGUUGUAGCUGGACGUCCAGGCUACGGUGGUGGUGGCCACGGUAGUCAGGGCCGCGGUGGAUUCGGUGACUCAGGGUUUGGUGCAGGUCAAGGGGGUAACCAAGGCUUAGGAGGAAGCAGUCAUGGAAGUUUAAGUGGACACGAUUCCGGAUUUGGUGGGGGUCGUCAAGGAGGUGGUGGAGGAAAUGGAGGAUCUGGAGGCAGCCUCGGUGGCCUUGGUGGUCAUCAAGGUGGAUUCGGUGGUGGACACGAUGGACCUGGACAUCAAGGAAGCUUCGGAGGUGGCGAAGGACACGGCAUCGGGGGUGGACACGGCGGCGGACACGGUGGUGGACACGGUGGACCUGGACAUCAAGGAGGCUUCGGAGGCGGCGAAGGACACGGCAUCGGGGGUGGACACGGCGGCGGACACGGUGGUGGACACGGUGGACCUGGACAUCAAGGAGGCUUCGGAGGUGGCGAAGAACACGGCAUCGGGGGUGGACACGGCGGCGGAUACGGUGGUGGACAUGGUGGACAUUAUUAAUUUUUACGAGAUGUAACUUAACAGGAUUUAAUUAAAAUAAAUUUUACAAUUUAUGCA
Pieris brassicae (large cabbage white) is the source of this 716-nucleotide messenger RNA. It is a transcript of the gene CPG18, whose product is annotated as glycine-rich cell wall structural protein-like. The transcript is spliced from 4 exons. Bases 96 to 659 code for a protein of 187 amino acids. The record is from RefSeq and is a predicted model, not a curated record. Lineage: Eukaryota; Metazoa; Arthropoda; Insecta; Lepidoptera; Pieridae.